AUGGCCGAGAAAAAGGCGGACGCCCUGGCAGCUGGCAUGCUCUGGGGAGGGGGAGGUGGUUCGGAGGUUCGAAUGUCUCGGGACACAGGCAUCGGAUGCAGGAUACUGACCUCACGGUGCGCAGGUGCCAUGGAUCCUCUCAUGAACAAAGAGCCGUGGGUGCUUAUGCUGGAUUCCGUUCAGACUAUCUCGGACAGUCUAGGCAUAGCUAAUGGGGUCAUUGCUACCUUGAAGGUGCGGCCAGAGCAGAUGGAGGCUGCUCUGGACAAAACGAUGCUGGCCACUGAUGUCGCAGAGUGGCUGGUGAGGAAGGGAUGUCCGUUCAGAGAGGCUCACCACAUCUCUGGACGCGUCGUUGUACUGUCUGAAAAGCCGGACAUUUCGAUGGACAAGCUGACCCUUGAGCAACUGCAAGCCAUUGAUUCUCGGUUCACAGCAGACAUGGUGGAGGCAUUCGAAUAUGAAUCGAGUGUCGAGGCGAAAUCCUCUGGGGGCGCACCCUUCCUCGGAAGACAGACACAUUGCCAUAGCAGAGCAAAAAGUAGGUCAGAGCGCGCCGACAGACUCGGCCGGCAGGCGCCGGACGUGCCGCACCAACCGCCAGUCCGGCGCCGGGUGCCUGAUGAUCUCGCCGUCCUCCUUUUCCCUCUCGGGCAGCGCCGCCACCGCCACCUCGUCCCCGCCGGCGCUGCUCUGCCACGACUUGAAGUACGACCACUCCUCGAAGAAGGUCUCGCCGCGCGGGCUGCGCGUGUCGUGCCCGAUGCGCCGCUCCAGCACGACCCGGACCUCGGUCAGGGCCGACGCCGGCGGCGUCGCUAUGGGCGUCGUCUCGACGGGGGCGGCGGCGGCGACGUCGCGCUCGUGCCGCAGGAGCACCUCGGCGGCCCACUUGUCGACGAGGUCCUCGAGCUUGCGCUUGUCGUCGGGAUGGCGGUACUGGCUGAACUCGACGGAGAGGAGCCUGAGGCGGGAGAGGGGGGCUAUGAUGUCUGGGACGGCGUCCUGUACGUUGAGCAAGGGAGACAAUUGGAGGGAUGGGAAACCCGCUCCGCGGGGUUGAGGGUUGGAAAAAAGGAAAGGGGGGGAGUGGCAAACCUUGUCCGGGAGCCUCAGAGCGAGGUGCAGCUCCUCCAAGCCCGCCCCGAGGGCCGGGAUGUUCUCGGUCCACUUCAUCAGGUUGACGUAGCCCCGCUCCGGCCGGAGGCUGAGCCGCCGCCACUCCUUCUUCUGCAAGACCGCGGGCGCCUCCUUGAGCAUUCGCGUCGACGUCAGCCGCACGGUCAGCUCGGCCAGCCCGCUGCCGCUGCCGCUGCCGCCGCCCGGGCGCGGGCGCGCCGCGUGGACGUGCUCGACGAGGGCGAGGGUGUCCUGGCGCAGGCGCGUGACGGCCAGGGCCUCGAGGUUCACGGCGGCGCGCAGGUGGCGCGCGGCGCCGGGGCUGGCCUCGGCCUCCUGGCUGAGGUGGUCGUGCAGGGCGAGGCGGCGCAGGCGGGACGGGUCCGUCAGCGACGAGAAGUCGACGCCGGCGAAGUCGUCGACGGCGAGCUCGCGCAGGCGCAGCGGCGGCUCGUCGGCGCGGUCGACUCUGCCCGAGGAGGAGGAGGAGGAGGAGGAGGCGCGGCCCUCGGCGACGAGGCUCAUGACCCGGGCCCAGAAGAGCCGGACGUCCUCGACGUAGGCGGGCUGGCGGCGCGACAGGUAGAACAUCGGGUCGAGGGCCUCGGCCGAGCCGUGGACGCGCAGCGCCCGCAGGCGGCCGCGCGAGGCCAGGAUGAUGGACGCGGUGGCCUCGGCGUCCAUGCUCGCGGGCCCCACGAGGGUCAGGCUGCGCAGGCUGGCGAGCCGGAGGUGCUGCAGCAGGCUGCUCGUCCACUGCGGCGGCCGGUGCACGAGGACCUGGCGCGGGAACUGGACGACGGCGAGGGACGACAGCGCGCCGGCGGCGCGGAGCCGCUUCAGCACGGCCGACCUCGUCUUUCUGUGCCGUGCGGUUAG
This is a messenger RNA of Thyridium curvatum, 1998 nucleotides long. RefSeq lists its product as uncharacterized. Gene Ontology annotation, cellular component: cytosol. Gene Ontology annotation, molecular function: argininosuccinate lyase activity. The transcript is spliced from 4 exons. NCBI's taxonomy places the organism in Eukaryota, Fungi, Ascomycota, Sordariomycetes, Thyridiales, Thyridiaceae. The record is from RefSeq and is a predicted model, not a curated record. Bases 1 to 1998 code for a protein of 665 amino acids.